This is a messenger RNA of Chiloscyllium plagiosum (whitespotted bambooshark), 5495 nucleotides long. Its product is annotated as TBC1 domain family member 20. Lineage: Eukaryota; Metazoa; Chordata; Chondrichthyes; Orectolobiformes; Hemiscylliidae. Gene Ontology annotation, biological process: endoplasmic reticulum to Golgi vesicle-mediated transport; positive regulation of GTPase activity. Gene Ontology annotation, molecular function: GTPase activator activity. Gene Ontology annotation, cellular component: endoplasmic reticulum membrane. The record is from RefSeq and is a predicted model, not a curated record.
AGUUCUUUUGGUUUUAACACAAAAUCGAAAGGGGGGGGAAACUACAAUUCCCAGAAGGGAUCUGGUGCAAGCCACCGGAAGAGGCGAGGCCCGGAGCUGAUGGAUGGCGCGGUUAUCCAAUAGACGAGCGCAACGGUGAAGGUCACCGCCCCUUUGGGCUCGGCCGCACCAAUCAGGUGACGGAGGCUCGAGACGGCAGCAACGGCGAGCUGGGCGGGCAGAGGGUGAUGGAGAGUCUGUGAGACGGCGCCUGGUUGUCCCCUCACUCCUUGGUUCAACGGCAGGAGAGCCGCCCGCCCCAUGAAGAAGGGCCGGAGGCCGAGUCUGAGAGGCUCGGCGACCGUUAGCGGUUGCCGGAGAGCGGCAGAACCCGAAUCGAAGAAAAAGAAGAAAUUGGUAGCUAUCCAUCAGGCUCUGAAUGUUGACCCAGUGGAUGUGGAAACUCUCCGGCAGUCUGCCAUUAGUGAGGGUGGGCUCCUGACCGACGAGAUCCGCAGGAAAGUCUGGCCAAAGCUGCUGAAUGUAAAUGUUUACAAAUUACCUCCAAAACCAGGCAAGGAUAUAAGGGAAGGCCACAAAGAUUACAACCAGGUGCUCAUGGAUGUGCAACGGUCACUGCGCAGGUUUCCACAAGGCAUGAGUUCAGAGGAACGUGGAGUUCUGCAGGAGCAACUGAUCAACGUCAUCCUCUACGUCUUACAGAGGAACCUACAGCUUCACUAUUAUCAGGGCUACCAUGACAUUGUUGUGACAUUCCUCCUGGUUGUUGGUGAAAGGAUGGCCAUUGCACUCAUGGAGAUACUGUCUUCCCAUCAUCUCAGGGAUUUUAUGGAUCCCACAAUGGACAGCACGAAGCACAUUCUAAACUACCUAAUGCCAGUUCUGCAGCGGGUGAACCCACAGCUCCACGACUUUCUGCAGAGGGCUGAGGUUGGCACCAUCUUUGCCCUGAGCUGGCUGAUCACCUGGUAUGGUCACGUCCUCUCCAAGUUUCGCCAUACUGUCAGGCUGUACGACUUCUUUCUGGCAAGUCACCCGUUGAUGCCAGUCUACGUUGCGGCAGCGAUUGUACUACACAGGGAGGAAGAAGUAAUGAAAUGUGACUGUGACAUGGCCAGUGUCCAUCAAUUACUGUCCAAGAUACCGCAGGAUCUUCCUUACGAGACACUGAUCAUCAAAGCAGAGGAGCUAUUUUCCCACCAUCCACCCCCUGAGCUUGCAAAACAAGCAGCACUGCAGCUACGCAAAAGCAUUGCCAUCAGCACCUUCCAGGAUUUCCAGGUGGCUACAUCUCGGCAACGUCCUGAUGCAGUGCUCCGUGAACAGUUCAAGGAGAAGCCUUGCCUGCCCUCUGCCGAUGCAGCUCCACCAGUGGGGGCCAACCAGCUAGUCAAGAUGGCAGUGUGGGGACUGACAGCAACCCUGGGAGCAGCUGCUUUGGCUGUAGUCAACACAGCAGUGGAGUGGGCCCCGGAGUUUGUUUUUCAACUGUUUCCAUAGCGAGUGACUAAGGUAGCGGGAACGCGUGGCCUGCAAUAUGCUGCAUUGGGAAACAUCUCUCGGCUGAAACGCAACGAUUGGACUAAGGAGCCCAGUGGUGCACUGUGCCAAAAACCUGUUCAAGGGAGCAAUAAAUGAAGUCUUCACCUUAACUAUCUCCAACAUGCUCCAAAAUAGGAGGGACACUGGAGCACCAGCCAUAAACUCUGCCAACCCCCUGCCUGGCAGCCACCUCUCCACUUCUCUUCUGCCAAUUGUACAGUCAAGGACAACUUAAAGAAAUUAGCAAACAGUAAGCACUUAAUGAUUGCACGUCCAUUUCCUUACACUGCGGACACUCAGAAUGGAAGUAAGGCCUUGUGAAUUUGCAGAUGGUUAGAUGGAAACCUGGUGUCACUCAAGUGAGCCCUAGGCUGUUGUAGAUUGAGGAGGGAAUCUUCAAAUACAGUGUGCCUCCAGAGUGACUUACAAUCAAAUAGCAUCAAAAUAAUCCCACACUCAAUUUAAAACAGUGUCCUGGUAGAUGAAGGGGAAAGGAGUAGUUUAUUUCAAGUUCGUUACUAUUCUGAGAUGAGACAGAGUACUGUCUUCCCACCAUUUGAAUGAGAAGCUAAAGGGAGACUCCUUUUGCCCUGUCAGGUGGAUAUUAAAGAUCUACGGAGUAUUUAGAAGACAAGGAGGCGAGUUCCCCUGAUGCCUUGAACCAUAUUUGUCCCUUAACAAGUGUCACUCAACAGAUUAUCUUGCCACUGCUCAUUGUUGGAUAUUGUUUUGUACAAAUUGGUUCCUAUGGUUGCCCACCUUAAAACAGUGACAGUGGCAAAUAUCAACAUUCCUUCAUUGUUAAUAAAACACUUUGAGAUGUCCUGAGGCAGAAAUUUCUAAAGUGUAUUUUCUGGAAGACGUGACCAUUGCCGGUGAUGGUGGGUGGUGAUUGCUCAGGCACAGCUGAAGCAAUGUUGGUGAGUUGCUGCACCUGUAAAUGGUAAUUACUGGCGGCCUGUUUAUCUGAUGGUCGAGUGAGUGACUGCUUCAGGUGAAAGUGGAGUGUUGAUCAAGCUGACUGCUUUGACCUAGGUGUGGCUGAGGUUUAGCUGUGUGUGCCACCUAAUGGGAAGGCCAUGGGAUUACCACCACCAAGUUAUUCACCAUCCUGACUUUAAAAAUAUAUCACUGCUCGUUCAGUGUCACUGGGUCAAAGGCCAUAAGAUAUAGAAGGAGACCAUUUGGCCUUUGAGUCUACUCUACCAUUCAGUGAGAUUUGAUAAUCCUCGCCUGCACUUUGUGCCUGCCUCAUGUUGAAGGUGGCAGCUGGGGUGCCAAUGGAGUGGUGUCCUGAAUUGUGUCAUUGGAGCUGCUUAUGUUCGGGCAAGUGGAGAAAAUGUCACCGCGCUAGUGACUUGUGUGUUUAUAGAUGGUAGACAAACUUUUAAUGAAUGAGGGGGUUAGUUGCUCACUGGGGAAUUCCCAGCCUCUAACCUGAGCAAUAAUGAAAAUUUCAAUUGUCGCAGCAAGACCAGACCUUUGGAUGGUGGGAGAUCAGAAUUUUCACUGUUUUGCAUUUGAGAAAGUGCUUCCCAAUUUUCCCUUAAACUUUUAUGUUUUAAUUUUAAGGUGAUGUUCCCUUAGUCAGGCUUCCCCUAUCAGAGGAUAUAGGUACUGUUACAUCAUUAAAAUUGCAGUAAUCCCAGGAAUGCAGGUUUGAAAUGUUUAAUUUUGUGCUAUGAAAAGCAGGGAAAUGUUCAAUGUUGGUAGUCCCAGUGGAAUUAGAUGUACCCCUACUCCUUGAUAUCAAAGCACUGAUUCUUGCUCAGUCUGGGCAGGUGCUGUAGGUGAUUUAGGAUUUCACCCGCUAUGAAUAGUGAAAUUGAGUAACUGACUGGCCUCCUCUGCUGUCCAGGAGAUAGGUUAUGGAAAGCAUCUAGAUAAUCUACUGAAGUGACCUACUAGCGAUGGAGGACAUGCUGUAAGAGCAAUGUAAUGUCUGUGGCUUUGUUAAUUGGAGGAAUUUCCCUGGGUCAGUAGGAGAGUUGCUCUAUCAAGAGUCAAGAGGAGAUGGGAUUACAUUGAAUAUGGUAAGAAAAACAACAUCAUCCAACACGAUCCUUUAUGAAUCACUGAAUUCUGUUGAAGUUUAAUUGUCUGUCACUAAUGUCUAAUAGAAGUUCUUAUUCCUAGGAUGAUGCUGACAGCUGAUGCUCAGUAUGUUGCUGCCCCUGCUGAUGGACGCAGUGAAGCUCCCUGACAGCAUACAGCUGAUUUACAGCUAUCUGCAGAGACUCCGGUUUUAGCAAACAAUUUCAGUUUGAUUCUUCUACCAUUUAGGAAACCGUGUUUAGGGGCAUGUUACAAGUGAAUUUGAUAAGAGGGAGGGCAGGUGACUUUUGGGUCUGUCAUUUCUCAAAGUCUGCACAGGGUUAGGAGUGGGGGCAGGGGUCUUCACCUCAGAUCUGGAUUUAUGAGCUAACUGAUGGAGACUGAUUGCUAUGAUUAGUCAACAACUCCAUGAUUGUAAUAUUAUAGGAUUACCAGGACCAUUGAGGUACAGUAAAUGGAUCAUCGUACUGCAGUUCCUUUGUUUUUGCUGCCUUGCAUAUCCUUCAAACACUUUUUUUCACCAGAAAUGGACCUCAUUGUUUCUAUAAACUCAUAACAUUAUCUUUAUUGAUGGCUUUCCAUGUUGUUAUUUCAGUAGACUGUCUGUUGUUCCCAGGCAUUCUAAUAUUUAACUGGAGCUCCCUCUUCUUGGCCCAGUCACCAAAUUAAACUGAUUAAUUUUUGAAAACUUGUCACUGUUUUCAGAAUGUCAGUUAGAUCCCCAGGUUAUCUCUUAUGUGAAGCCAUUUCUUCUGUCUUUCCCUAUUUCCAUCAACUUCUGUAUUGUCAAGGGUGGGUUAACUGCAGAGGAAAGUUUCCUCGUUUUCACAUAAUGCUUCAAUUUCCAUUUCAUAAAAAUACUGCACACCUUGCUACAUUGCCCCAGUGAGUUCUGUUUCUCACAUCAGCAACUUGAUGGGUUUUUUUUAUGCUUGCUGGGGUCCUGAAAUAUGGACAGAACAGUCAUAAGGGUCAUAUCAUUGGAAAGGUGAAUACUGUACACAACAGACCUUUAUUGCAUAGAGAGAAUGGUUGACUGUCAUUCAAGCCUUUAACUUAUUCCUUGAUAUUUUCUACAACAUGCGUCCCUUAAUUUAAAUUACGUGUCCUGACUCCCAUUGGGCAUGUUAUAUCCUGUUGAAAACUGGAGCCCACAGCAUAGUUCCAUGACAAAAAUUCUCCACAUCAAUAGAAUGUAGCCGCAAUGGAAGAAUAUUGAGAUUUUAGCCAAUACCUAUGCACUAGCUAAGUGAGGCUGAUCGGAUAUUGCAGCUGGACUAUGCCUGCAAGAUUUGGUGAAAGCAUGAAGCGUACACCUAUUUAUAUUUCAGGAGUGAAGAUGACCUUAUGCAUUGUGUAGGCGAUCAUCAUCACUGCAACAUAACCAUCAUGGGGGUUUGCACGCAUCCGAUUUCCAUGUUCUGUUUACACCCUGGGUAAAUCCUCCUGAUCAAUACUAACUGGGCUCUCUCUCUUUCAUCUUUUAACCCUGAAGAUAAUCUCUAAUAUGGGGAGGCUGUGCUGUGACAUUAGUUACUUUACAUUGUAAAGUGUGUGGAUUCAUGCUUCUCGGAGAUGCAUUCUUUUGCACUGUACCUGUACUGUGCUCUGUGCCCUAAUUCUUCAGAGGAAUUGCCAACAGCAAUUAAAUUGGCAACUGCCGUGCUUUUAGUAUAUACUGGUCAUUUAGCUAGAAUUGUGGGGAACAAGUCUAUAAAUACCAUCUACCUUUAGAAGACCAGGUACAGAUUUGGUGCUGACACCAAAUAUUGAUCUGGAUCUUGUUGGGGCAAAUAAAUAUGUUAAUAACAGUACCAUUAUGAAUGAGCAUAGAGUCAUACAGCAUGGAAACAGACCCUUUGGUCCAACUCGUCCAUGCUGACAGAUAUCCUAUAUAA